AAUACUAAAUCCCUCCAAUCAACAUUACAUGAUUACAAUAUUUUAAUUUAUUUAAUUAAAAUCGCUUGUGAAAAGAAACAACAUUUGAGCUUCUCUUACAUUAGAUCUCAUCUUAUUCAUACUUUGAUUGUUGUUAUUGGCGACUCUCUUUCUUCUUCUGCCAUGGACGCUCUGAGGAAACAGGCCACCAAGUUUAGGGACCAAGUUGCCAAACAACAGCAGUUUCACGGUUUAAUAAAGCAGUUCAGCAGCAGCGGAUAUGAGAGCUCAGAUGUUGUUGUCAUUGAUGAGGUUGAAAUGCAGAGACAUCAACAACUUGAAAAGCUCUAUAGGGCCACUCGUUCUGGCAAGGACUUCCAGAAGGAAAUUGUUAAAGCGGCAGAAACAUUUACAGCCAUAGGUUUUAAGCAUAUUGAAGCAGGAACAAAACUUUCUGAGGAUUGCUGUAAAUAUGGAGCAGAGAACAACAACACUGACAACAUAUUGGCUAAGGCAGCAUCAGUAUAUGGUGAUGCUCGCAAACAUGUAGAAAAGGAGCAAGAUGAAUUGAAUCGGCUUUUAUCUUCCCAGGUUUUGGAUCCUUUGAGAUCAAUGGUCAAUGGUGCACCUUUGGAGGAUGCUCGCCAUCUUGCUCAACGGUAUAGUAAGAUGAGGCAAGAAGCAGAGACCAUGAGGGAGGAAAUUUCUAGAAGACAAGCACGGAUUAGGGAAUCUCCUACUGCUGAACAAGUUGCAAAACUCCAUGCUACUGAAGCAAAGAUGCAAGAGCUGAAAGCAAACAUGGCAAUUCUGGGUAAAGAAGCUGCAGCUGCACUGGCAGCUGUUGAGGCACAGCAGCAGAGACUGACAUUUCAAAGGCUCGUUGCUAUGGUUGAAGGAGAAAAGACCUUUCAUUUAAGAGUUGGUGCUAUUCUAAGUGAAAUUGAAGCUGAGAUGGUCUCAGAGAGACAGAAGAAAGAAUCUGCCCCUCCAGUGGUUAUACCCGAGAAUGGCACAGAGAAAACAAUGUACUUCUUGGCUGAAGCAAUGCAUUCUUUUAGUGCUGAAUCAGAAAAGGAGUUGAGCUUUUCAAAGGGUGAUUUCAUUGUUGUGCGAAAGGUAAUCCCAUCCGGGUGGUCAGAAGGAGAAUGCAACGGCAGAGCAGGGUGGUUUCCGUCUGCAUACGUCGAGAAACGACAAAGAAUACCCUCCACAAACUUGGCUGGUGAAGUUUACUAGUUUCUCCUUCUUGUGCCAAGCCAUUCUUUGCUUUGUUUCCAAUAUAUAGUUCAGCACCCAAUUGUCCAAAGAAGACAAAGCAAAAUUGGAUGCAGGUUGAGGUUCCUGUUCCUACUGCCUAAAUGUGAAGUGAUUGAUUCUAAGUGUUAAUUUUUAGUUAUUACAACAGAAAAGGGUAAUUUAUAUGUAACCUAUCCUCUUUCAAAGUUGGACAAAGCGGUGGUGCUUAAAGUUGAUUCAUUUUUCUUUUCUGGUGGGGUGACAGACACUACUUUACCUUUUCUUUUUUUACCUUUUGUAAUUGAUUUGGGUAACAUAUGUGUCUUUAUUGAUAAUCAUGUCUGGAUCUUGCUUAAUGAUAUUGGUAGAACAAGGAUCAUAGGAUUGCUGGAUUGUGUUUCUAAUGA
This is a messenger RNA of Arachis ipaensis, 1625 nucleotides long. RefSeq names its product SH3 domain-containing protein. The record is from RefSeq and is a predicted model, not a curated record. Gene Ontology annotation, molecular function: protein binding. Lineage: Eukaryota; Viridiplantae; Streptophyta; Magnoliopsida; Fabales; Fabaceae.